AUGGGGCUGAAUGCAUCGAGGGGUGCAUUCAUCGAACGGGUACACAAGGAACUGCUCGGUGAUGCUGUAGACCAGCUCAGCAUAACAUCCUUGCAUGCCAAGCUGGACAUCUUCGAAACCUAUUGGGAAAAGUUCGAGGCUACCCAUGAGAAGCUCGUCGGAGGGAGCUCUAAGGUUGAAAAUGUCCUGGAACUGGAGUAUUUUCGGAAGCACCUCUUCGACCGCACCAUUGUGCAUUAUCACGAGGCUAAGGGGAUUUUGACUCAGCUCAUUGACAGGAAGGGCGUGUCCACCAGCUCACGCCGCUCUGCUGCAGGAGGAACCGCUCAACCAUCAACGGCUAAAAGGUGCCUGCCAGAAGUUGCUCUCCCUAAAUAUUCUGGUGUAUUCUCGGAAUGGCGGUCCUUCCGAGAUUUGUUCAGCUCAUUGGUCGGCUCAAACCCAGAUAUUCCAAACGUGGAGAAGAUGCACUACUUGAGGACGAGCCUCAAGGACGAGCCAGCUCGCAUCAUCUCCAACAUCACCAUCUCGGAUGAUUCAUUUGCUUCAGCUUGGGAACUGCUCCUUACACGCUACGAAAAUAAGCGCCUCCUCGUCUCAGCGCAGCUCGACCGCCUACUCAACCCACCAGGCAUGACCGCUCACAGUGCCCGAGAGUUAAACACCCUGUUGACCACUGUCGCUGAAGCGUUGAACGCCCUGGAGGCAUUAGGGUCACCGACUGCUCAUUGGGACCAGGUCCUGGUCUAUGUGGUGUCCCAACGGCUCAGCUCGAAGCUCCGAGAGGCAUGGGAAGUGAAAGUCGGGUCGUCCACCGACUUCCCCAGCUUUUCAGCCUUCAAGGACUUCCUCACCGGGAGAGCUCGUGCCAUGGAGAGCAUGGAGAUCAAUACGCCCGCUCGCUCCACGGCUCAGGCUACGAAGCCCCCCACCGUCAGCUCCAGAAGGCCACCCUUGUCGGUCAAGCUGCAUCACGCGGCCGCUCCACAGCCACAACAGGCAAGGCCACCUCCCAGGAACACUUCAUCAGGGAAAGUGACCUACCCCUGCUCGAUGUGCCAGGCAGACCACUAUCUAUCAACCUGCACAUCAUUUCGUCAGCUCACGGGUCCAGCUCGUCGGGGGGUAGUUGAACAAUACUACCUCUGCUACAAUUGUCUCGGUCGCCACUCAGUCAAGGACUGCAGAUCGCAGACGAGAUGCCAGCUCUGUGGAGGUCUCCAUCACACGAUGCUACACUCCACCUCGACCACAGCUCCACCCAAGCCCAGUCACGGGCCACCUUCUAGGACCGCUCAAGGUACUGCCCAAGACCAGGCCGCACCACCAUCAGCUCGGCCAUCUGGGGUACCAAUGGUCACGUACACCUACGGGGAUGGGGUGACUACUAUUGCCGUUUCGUGCUCUGCUCGUCCGCUCGAUUCCGGAAUUCCUGGCUGCCGUCCUGGGGUACUUCUGGCCACGAGUUUAGCUUAUCUCGUGUGUCCAGAUGGGGCCGCUCACCGCAUUCGUCUGCUCAUCGACCCAGGAUCAGAAAUAUCUCUUUUUGGGGACCAGAUUGUGCGUCGUCUGGGACUUACCAGGUCCAAGACUUCACUACUCAUUUCCGGAAUCGGAAACUCGGCAUUUGGGCCGGCACUAGGCAAGGUACUGCUCAUCAUACAGUCCACUCACUCUUCAUUUCAGCUGAGAGUCACGGCUUACGCUCUCAGCCAGCUCACCCCGUCGUUACCGACGUUUACACCCGAACAGCUCAAGUGGGAUCAUCUUGAAGGGUUGCAACUCGCUGAUCCCAACUUCCUCGCACCAGCACCGAUUGACGUCCUACUUGGUGCUGACGUCUACGGCCAGCUCAUCCUGCCAGAGGUCAUCACGCAUGACCCAGAUUCACCAUCGGCUCAGCUCACUCGACUCGGAUGGGUCAUCUUCGGGCCGACUGAAGGUUCUGGGUCCAGGAAGAGGUUCCUGAGACCUAAGAGGUACAACUCACCGACGAGGAAGCUCAGUGCGAGGAGCACUUUCGGCGGACGCACACCAGGGACUGCUCCGGACGUUGCAUUGUACGGCUACCGCUCAAGGCUCCGCCCUCAGUGCUUGGGGAUUCACGAGCGUCCGCGCUCGCAUGCCUUCACCGACUGCUCAGGAAGUUCUCCCGUGAUGAAGGAUACCACCAACUCUACGCAAAAUUCCUCAUGGAAUACGAAGCCCUUGGCCACAUGCGGCGGGUCUCCGGACAGCUCACUCAGGCAGCUCAUCGACAGCGUAUGGGGGAGAGGGUUGAGGGUCCCGGAUAGCUCGUACUCCGCUCAGGCUGUCACUUCUCCAGAAUAUUUCUUCCCUCACCACGGUGUCGUCCGGACCAGCAGCGAGACGACGAAGCUCAGAGUUGUGUUCAACGGCUCCCAUGAGACCAGCUCGGGGCAGACGCUCAACGAGAUAAUGCAUAUUGGAGCCAAACUCUAG
Diachasmimorpha longicaudata is the source of this 2463-nucleotide messenger RNA. RefSeq lists its product as uncharacterized. The transcript is spliced from 4 exons. The record is from RefSeq and is a predicted model, not a curated record. NCBI's taxonomy places the organism in Eukaryota, Metazoa, Arthropoda, Insecta, Hymenoptera, Braconidae. The coding region runs from base 1 to 2463 and encodes 820 amino acids.